Brassica rapa (field mustard) is the source of this 2815-nucleotide messenger RNA. RefSeq names its product pentatricopeptide repeat-containing protein At1g12620. Gene Ontology annotation, molecular function: mRNA binding; protein binding. The record is from RefSeq and is a predicted model, not a curated record. Lineage: Eukaryota; Viridiplantae; Streptophyta; Magnoliopsida; Brassicales; Brassicaceae.
CUCUCUCUCCCACAAAGAUUUUCAAAGCUCAGUCACUCAGAGAAUCGAAUCUUUGUGUGGCCUAAGAAGAAGAGGGCGAUUCAUUUGAAGCUCUAAGAUGGUGUUGAGGACACAGAGAUGGAAUCGUCUUACUACUUUGAGAUUGGUUCAUCUCCGUUCAACUGAGACAGGUACUCUGAGAAAUGCUGCUUUCUUCCAAAGCCCAUACGACUUCUUCUUCUGCGUACAAGGCUUCUCUGGUCUCACCAGCGAUAGAAAGAUGUCUUCUUACAAAGAGAGAUUGAGAAGUGGUCUCGUCGAUAUCAAGAAGGAUGAUGCUGUUGCUCUGUUUCAGUCCAUGCUUCGGUCUCGUCCUCUUCCUACGGUCAUUGAUUUCAACAGAUUGUUUGGUUUACUUGCCAGAACUAAACAGUACGAUCUCGUGUUAGCUCUCUGCAAGCAAAUGGAACUGAAAGGGAUUGCGUAUGACCUCUACACUCUCAACAUUAUGAUCAAUUGCUUCUGCAGGCGUCGGAAACUCGGUUUUGCUUUUUCCGCUAUGGGGGAGAUCUUCAAACUUGGGUAUGAGCCUAACACAGUCACAUUUAACACCCUCCUCAAUGGCUUAUGUCUCGAGGGCAGAGUCUUUGAAGCUGUGGAGUUAGUUGAUUGUAUGGUCCUAAGCCAACAUGUACCAGAUCUCAUCACCCUCAACACUCUUGUCAAUGGGCUUUGUCUCAAAGAUAGAGUGUCUGAAGCAGUGGAUUUAAUAGCUCGAAUGAUGGCUAAUGGAUGUCAACCCAAUCAGUUUACCUAUGGUCCAAUCUUGAACAGAAUGUGUAAGUCUGGGAACACUGCCUCGGCCUUGGAUCUGCUCAGGAAGAUGGAACAUAGAAAGAUCAAGCCACACGUAGUCACAUACACUAUCAUCAUUGACAAUCUUUGCAAAGAUGGGAGACUCGACGAUGCACUCAGCUUUUUCAGUGAAAUGGAAACCAAAGGGAUCAAAGCAAAUGUCUUUACCUACAACUCUCUCAUAGGAAGCUUCUGUAGUUUUGGCAGAUGGGAUGAUGGUGCACAGUUGCUGAGGGAUAUGAUUACAAGGAAAAUCACCCCCAACGUUGUCACUUUCAGUGCUUUGAUUGAUAGUCUUGUUAAAGAGGGAAAGCUUACUGAGGCUAAAGACUUGUACAAUGAGAUGAUCACAAGAGGCAUAGAGCCUAACACCAUUACAUAUAAUUCUUUGAUAUAUGGGCUGUGCAACGACAAGCGCUUAGAUGAAGCCAACCAGAUGAUGGACCUGAUGGUUAGCAAGGGAUGCGAUCCUGAUAUCGUGACUUUUAAUGUCCUUAUAAACGGAUUUUGUAAGGCUAAACAGGUUGAUGAUGGUAUGAGACUAUUCCGAAAGAUGUCUCUGAGAGGAAUGAUUGCAGAUACAGUGACUUAUAGCACUCUCAUCCAAGGGUUUUGUCAAUCAAGAAAACUUAUUGUCGCCAAAAAAGUCUUCCAAGAGAUGGUCUCUCAAGGUGUUCAUCCUGGUAUUAUGACUUAUGCUAUUUUGCUGGAUGGGUUGUGUGACAAUGGCGAACUAGAAGAGGCUUUGGGAAUACUUGAUCAAAUGCACAAGUGUAAGAUGGAACUUGAUAUUGGUAUAUAUAAUAUCAUCAUUCACGGGAUGUGCAAUGCAAAUAAGGUCGAUGAUGCUUGGAGUUUGUUCUGUAGCCUACCUUCGAAAGGAGUGAAGCGUGAUAUUCAGUCAUACAACAUAAUGUUGUCAGGAUUAUGUAAGAGGAGCUCAUUGUCUGAAGCGGAUGCAUUGUUUAGAAAAAUGAAGGAAGAUGGGUAUGAGCCAGAUGGUUGUACGUACAAUACACUUAUCAGAGCACAUCUUCGAGGUAAUGACAUAACAACUUCAGUUCAACUCAUUGAAGAAAUGAAGAGGUGUGGGUUCUCUUCAGAUGCUUCCACCGUAAAGAUUGUUAUGGAUAUGUUAUCGAGUGGUGAAUUGGACAAAAGCUUUCUAAAUAUGCUUUCUGGUCCUUUUGGAGACAAAUCAUCAUCGUUGGAUUGAAAUAAAUCUUCUUGGAAGACGCUGGUGAGCCUUGUCGGAAGGGAGAUGUGCACUUGCUAAUUAAUAUGUCUUCUUAGAAUGUUUGGAUCUUAUCCGCAAGAGACAAAGUCCCGGUUAAUGGUUUCUGAGGUACUUGGGCUUAAUAGUAUAAAAUUAAGUUUGUUUGCUUACAUCUAAAUUGAUCUUGAUGUCUUUUCCGUUUUAUAUUGCUUUCUUUCUUUCUGUUUUGUCAUUGGUUCAUUUUCAGUGUACAAUGUUUGUCAUCUUCGUUUGAGCAUAUGUGUAUUGACAAAUGCUCAAGCUUGAUAAGCAGUAACACUUUUGGCACUUAUUCCGUCUUAAAGUUUCAGGUGAUGAGAGAUCUGCAAUGUGUUACUAUGAUCUGUUCAGACAUCAAUUACAACUAGUUUGGUUGUGCAUGUCUUCAUGGUUGGACCUUGGGAAUUAAUUACUAGUUGUGAAAGUCUAAGAGAAGUUAAUUGUGAACAGAGGCUGGGAAGGAAAAAGGGACGGUGGUUACAGCUUGUGGUGAAGAAGAGGGAGAAACAACUUGGUUUGCCUUUUUUCUUUUGAACUGUGAGUUUGGUAAUAGGAUCACUUGUUGUCACUCAGGAUGAUAGUUAUAAUCGAUUUCCAGUUGUAGAUCGAUUCGAGUUCUUGUGGGCGUUUGAAGACAGGUUUGAGAUGUUCUAAAGUAGUAUGUUGACUCCAUUAAAAAAAUGAAUGAUUGUGUUUUGAUCACAUACAAUACAUUCUUGAAUUCAA